Molecule: messenger RNA, 2349 nt
Organism: Cyanidioschyzon merolae strain 10D
Lineage: Eukaryota; Rhodophyta; Bangiophyceae; Cyanidiales; Cyanidiaceae
Product: acetoacetyl-CoA synthetase
Exons: 1
Coding region: 1-2349 (782 amino acids)
Cellular component (GO): cytosol
Molecular function (GO): acetoacetate-CoA ligase activity
Source: RefSeq, a predicted model, not a curated record
AUGGACGAUGACGCGGACGCUGUGGACGUCUGGUGCGAAGGCCACCAGGUAUUAGACAGCACGCCUUGGCAACCAGACGACCCUGUGGUGCGGUUUGCAGCUGCUUUCGAGCGCCGACUCUAUGGCAAAGAGGCCGUGCAGCACCACGAAAGCUUUGACUUUGAGCGGCUGCACCGGCUCUCAGUUGAACAUGACGCUGACUUUUACCGAACAUUCAUCGAUUUUGCGGGUAUUCGUCUCUAUGAUGAUACUGGUGCCCCGGUGACGGACGCCAACGUCCCUAUCACGAACCGAGAAGCUACACUUCAGCUGGAGACCGCUUGCAGAGGCACGCGCAUAGGCACUGGCGCCAACCAGAACGACAACGAAAGCAGCAGUCCUGUACAUUCCCACACUCGCACAACUGUGGGAACCAUGCCGAUAACCGGCCUCCGGUGGUUACCGAACAUUCGAGUGAACUACGCUGAGAACAUUCUGCGUAAUCCCCAGGCAAGUAUUGUGUUCCGCAGCGAGCCGGGCUCUGGCAUUCCCCGCCGCGAGCUCUCUUACCGCCAGUUGUAUGCAUGGGUUGCGCGUGUCGCUGAAGCGCUCGAACAACAACUGCAUCUCAGUUGCGGCGAACACGUGGUGGGGUUUCUCCCCAAUAUCCCCGAGACGAUCAUAGCGAUGCUCGCAGUGACGAGUCUGGGAGGUAUCUGGGCAUCCUGCUCUCCUGACUUUGGUGAAGAUGCCGCUGUCGAUCGAUUCGGACAACUUCAACCACGGCUGCUGAUUACAGCGGACGCUGUUGUCUUCAAAGGUAAGCGCCACGACUGUUUAAAAAAGGCACAGAAAAUUGCAUCUCGUCUGGGAACAGAAAAACGAAACGAAAACAAUGAGGAGAACGCUGUCACCGGCAUUCCGGUAUGGAUCGUGCCGUACGGAUGCCCGCGAGACGCGCUAGUCGAGCACCUGGACGCUCCCAACUGGCAGUGCUUUCCGUCCGCAUCACCUGAGCCCGCUGUCGAUGAGGCAUUGCCAGCGAUCCCGUUUCGACGUAUUCGUUUCGAUCGAGAUCCAGUGGUGACCAUGUUCAGUUCGGGCACCACUGGUAGACCCAAGUGCAUGGCGCAGGGUGCUGGUAUCCUGCUCACCCAGGAGAAGGAGCAGUUGCUGCACUACGCAAUGGGUCCAGAGCAUACGCUUUUUUUCUACACGACCUGUGGUUGGAUGAUGUGGAACUGGAGUGUUGCAGCUCUAGCGCGUGGCUGUCGACUGAUUCUCUACGACGGCGCUGCGGUUUGGUCAUCCCUGGAGCACCCGGCAAGCGUUGAAGCGGGUGCCCCUGAGAACACACAAAGUACACCUCGCGACACCGAUCCGUCAUUGUCGACAGGCUAUGCACCGCAGGAUGCCCUCUGGCGCAUUGUCGCAGAGGAGCAAGUCACCCAUUUUGGAUGUGGUGCCAAGUUUCUGCAGAUCCAAGAACAGCUAGGUGUUCAUCCAGCUCGAUGGUCUCUAGGGCGAUUGCAGGCAGUGCUGGUGACCGGUUCACCGUCGACGGUUGCAAACUUUCGAUACGUCUGGGCGCGCGUUGGUCGCCACGUCCGUUACUGGAGCAUGUCCGGUGGUACGGAUAUCAACGGGUGCUUUGCACUGGGACUCCAGCGUCGGGCAGUGUACGCUGGUGAGUUACAGUCAUGCGCGCUGGGUCUUGGGGUACAGGUCUUUGACGCACACGGCCAUCCGGUCGAGAAUCAGGACGGUGAGUUGGUGUGCACGAACGCCUGUCCUUCGAUGCCGCUCUUUUUUUGGAACGACACCACUGAUGCAUCCAUGUAUCGCUCGGCCUACUUCAGAACUUUUGGGGAGACUGUGUGGCACCACGGUGACUAUGCACGCGUCGUGGUUCGCGAACCAGGUCAUGAACGUUCGUUGAUCAUUCGGGGACGGAGCGAUGCCACUCUGAAACCCGGUGGUGUGCGUCUUGGGUCCGCUGAUUUCUACACAGUCCUCGAACGCAUGCCGGAGGUUAGCGACUCGCUGGUAGCUGGUCAACGUUGGCACGACGAUGUGCGUAUCAUUCUCUUUGUGAAACUGGCGCACGAAGCUCCUCUGGGCCCACUGGAAGACUCGGAGCUUCGAUCCCGUAUCGUGAAUCGUCUGCGGCAGUCGUUAUCUCCGCGGCAUGUUCCUCAUACGGUCAUCGUUGUUCCAGGUAUUCCCUAUACGAGGAACAUGAAGAAAAUGGAAGUCGCUGUGAAACGCAUCCUCGACGAUGAACCACUGGACAAUACACAUGCCUGUAUGGAUCCGGAGCUCCUGGAAACGUACCGGGAGCUCAAAAGGAAAUAUUUGGCACGCGGGUAA